Messenger RNA from Folsomia candida, 1111 nucleotides. RefSeq lists its product as uncharacterized. The record is from RefSeq and is a predicted model, not a curated record. The transcript has 3 exons. NCBI's taxonomy places the organism in Eukaryota, Metazoa, Arthropoda, Collembola, Entomobryomorpha, Isotomidae. The coding region runs from base 20 to 1111 and encodes 363 amino acids.
UGGCCUAGGCAUUGUAAAAAUGGUAUCGACGAAUGGAAAUUGCAUCAAUAUUUAUCCAAACUCUAAUUGUACCGGAUGGUUCAUUCGGUUCACUUAUCGUGAGUCCUAUGCUCGCUUGCCCCGAACUUAUCGCUGGGUUGGGGACGAAGUUAUGCCUCGUGGGCUGGAAAUUGGCUCUGUUGGACCUUGUUUUGAUAAAUGUGACGCAAGAAAUUGGUACGGUGACCGAAAACAGGAACCAGUCCAUGUCACGUUGUAUGACGAAUGGGAUUUCACAGGUAACUCCACGAGUAUCAGUAUCGACGGAGACGGCUGUUUCUUAAUCCCACCCUGGUCCGAAACAUGGAUUCACUCCAUGAAAAUAACCGGCGAUGAAAACUCGUGCAUCGAACUUCACGAUGUGGCCAGUUGUGGUGGAAAAUUCACCCAGUUUCGCCCUGAUUAUCCCGUGUUGCGGAAUUUGUUUGGAUGGGGAUUAGGGGACCAGUAUACGUUUGCGUCGUUUGUAAAGGCAAUAUCGCGGUGUGGACAAUUCUGCAAUAAAUCUGUGCCCGAAAUCAACCCUGAAAGUGUAGUGCCGAGUAUGGUGGGGAAAAGCAUAGUGACGCUUUACGAAUACCAGGGCCAUUAUGGCCAUUCCAUCAAUCUUAAUCUUACCAAUGGCUGCGUCUCUUUGGCCAACGAUACCAAGUAUGCAUUCGUCCAAACGUACGGACAAUGCGUUAUCUUGUACGGACUGGCGAAUUGUGAAGAAAAGCAGGGCUUUUACACCCUUCAAACGGGAGGGAAACCAGUAGAAUAUUUUAUUCAGAAACUUCUCUACCUUACGAUUCCAGUUCCCCCGAAAUCCAUCAAGUCGUGUGACAAUUACGACCUAGUGGAAUUAGUGGACGACCAAGUGCCACGAGUGGACGAGGAACAAUGUGGACUGGAGAAUACAUCAUCACUCGUCUCGAUACCGAUUUGGGGAGUGAUUCUGUUCUGUGUGGGGGCCAUGUUUGUCCUCGCCUUUACUGCGGUGGGGGGAGCAUGUGUUCAUAAAAGGUGUGCACAUAUUGACGAUAAAAGACCAGUGGAACGAUUAAGUGUCGCGUAUAAAUCGGAUGCGUGA